AUGGCCGAUGUAACCGCAGAAUGUAAUAUCAAAGUGUUGUGUCGCUUUCGCCCCCUGAAUCAAUCGGAGAUUCUGCGUGGGGAUCAAUUUAUCCCUAAAUUUCAAGGAGAUGACAGUGUCACCGUUGGGGUAAGGCGCUUUGUUUCUCAUAUGCUCAUUAAUAAAUAAUUAACCUGUUCUGUUUUCGUUUGGACUGCCAAUAAUAACAAUGAUUUGUGAUUGAAAUUAGGCCCUACCUGAUUAUUUACAGUCAUUAUUACUGCGUAGCCUAGCCUGUAAAGGUCAAUGUGAUUCUAUUCAGUAAGGCAUCCGUUGAGCAUUCAGUGCAGUGCAGUUGGUCACGUUUUAUUUACUGCAGUUUCAUCGGGCCCCAUAUUCGAUACCAACUUACUUUCCUUGCUUAGGCUAUGUAUAACACAAAUUAAAACGGCCUCCACAUACUACAGGCCUAUAUGGAUGAUCUACAUAGCCUGCCUAUAAUAUUUAUUUGAUUAUCGGAGAUGUUCAGGAUAAAACAUUCAGGCUGCUGUUAUUCGUGUUUGAAUGAUUUGGUUAGUAGGUAAUGGCAAUGGUACAUUAGAUGUAUGGUACGGGGAAUGUAGGUACUGUAGGCACCUUACCAAUGCCACGUACAUACACCACAGUGUCACUUAGCUUAAUCAGUCCCUCUUCAGAGAGGUCUACAAGUCUGAAUGGGUCAGGGCCAGGACAGAGUGGAAUGAGAGAGUGGAUUCAUUUAGAGCUUAACUAAGGAUGUUAAUGGAAACCUUAGACUGACCUCUUCAGUCAUAAUUCUUAACAAUGGGCCAAGAACCUGUUCUCUUAUUGCAUAUGGAGGAGAGGAUCAAUAAUCAUUCUACUGAUUAGAACUGAUCCACUCUCCUCUGUGCCGGACUGACUGCCUCUAUUUGGACAAUGAUUUUGUCAUGGGGAUGCAUCUGUAGUGCUAGUGAUUUGAAUGGAUCAUAUACUCUUGUUAUGUUUUUCUAAAAUGAUUGACAUUCAAUGGCCUACAAUGCAAGUUUGAAUGAUCCUCUAUGCAUUCUGAAUGAUUUCCCUAUUUGAAGACCUGCCGUGUUAAAAUUCAGUCUGAGUCAAGCUCGUGGCCAUGUGUCAUCUGCUUCAGUCAAUGAUAGCCUAUAUGACAUCAUUUCCUAAAGGCUUAAAUGACUAGCAUGUGGCAAAGGCAAAGAGAAAAUACAGGGUUGCAUUCAAGAUCACAUCAUUGUGAAAUGAUUCUAAAUCUUUUUGGUAGCACUGACCAGAUUAAAUAGUAUGUCCUCCAAGCUCUAUCCUAGGACAUUUUGGAAACAGGAUUAUUUCUGUACGGUUUUGGUUUUGGUCCUUAUUGUCUCUGGCCUUUUUUCAUCUGUUCCUUUCAUUUAUUCAGUGAUUGACAAACAUAUAUUGUCUAUCACUAUCUGUAAAUAAGGAACCAAGAGCAAACUUGAUUGCAUUUCCAUUGUUUGUUUGUUUGGGAUAUACAGUAUAAAUGAAAUAUCAAUGCUAAUUGGAAAGAAAAAUGGAGACAAGAAAAUGUCCCUCAUUAUAUUCCUAGUCAGUAUGUCUAGGCUCUAUCUGGCUUCAUCUUGGUCUGUGUAUUCUAAGUUAUACCUACAAUUUUUGGUUUACAAAAUGACCUAAUCUCUUUGUGUCUCCCAGGGGCGGUCUUAUGUGUUCGACCGGGUUUUUCCCACCAACACCACUCAGGAGCAGGUCUACAAUACCUGUGCUAAGCAAAUUGUCAAGGGUAAGGACUAGAUACUGUCAACAAUGGCAGAACAACAUCCACAUGCAGUCUAUAGAGGUGUAUUAGAGAGAUAAAAGAGAAGUCGACAUGGGGUUCUGACUCAUCAAUUGAUUAAAUCAGUCGGUGACAUCACACAGUAUUACUUGCUGCCUUUGUUUCCCAUAACUGUGUUCAUAUUAAAGGUUGUUGGUGUCUUUCUUAUUUUCAAACUUGAAGGCCUGAAGAAAUUCUUUAAUUUGUAUAAUUUCCUCAAAUUAUCUUGGUUUCCCUCUGUUUAUAUAGAUGUGCUAGGUGGAUACAAUGGCACUAUUUUCGCAUAUGGACAGACCGCCUCUGGCAAGACUCACACCAUGGAGGUACAGUGGGAGUCAUUGCAAUGAUGAAAAAAACUAAUAUACAUCAUCCAGUAUUUUAAAAUACUUUUUAUCUUCUGAAAAAGUGAUGAUCUCGCAUUAUGAAAUAACUCCAUAAAUCAGCAUAAAUAUGGCUUCAGUUUGGUUUCAAUCAAAGUGUAAUACCCCAGAUAUUGCUUUGGGGGCAUUUGUACCCCAUCUAGUAAAUAGUAUUGGAAAAACACUGCUAGUAAUGAUAUGAGGAUUUUAAUAUUCAUACAAUGUAUAACAGGUAUUAACCUCCCAAACACCAGAGACUGACUGCAUAGUGUGUCUUUCUAGGGAAAGCUGCAUGACCCCAAUCAGAUGGGCAUCAUCCCCAGGAUUGCAGAGGACAUCUUCAACCAUAUCUUUGGCAUGGAUGAGAACUUGGAGUUCCACAUUAAGGUUUGGGUUCAUCUCCAUCUCCUCAUCCAAAUGUUGGAUGAUUAGAGGCUUUCUAUGAGUCAUCAUCCAUUAGUAUACCACAAUGACUCAGUGGCAAUAAGUAUUGCUCUUACAUGGAGCCACAGCAUGUUUGACCUUUGAUUGUGAUUAUUUUCUCUUUUCUCUUUCCUCUACUAAGGUUUCAUAUUUUGAAGUCUAUAUGGACAAAAUUCGGGAUCUUUUGGAUGGUUUGUACACAGUUUUUCUAAAUGUUAUUUACCAAGUCCACAUCCAAUGCCAUUACUGAGCCAAAUCUUCUUCAAAGACUGUCUGCUCUAAAGGUUAUUUCUUUCUCUUUUAGUGACCAAGACUAACCUGGCUGUUCAUGAGGAUAAGAACAAGAUCCCAUAUGUAAAGGUGGGUUUACUAAGGCCAACUAUCACUAACUACACCAACAUCUGUUUAUAACUGUGCAUUAGAUUCUACAAUAACAAAGGAGCAUGCAUAUUCAUUAUUAACCCUUUAUUAUCUCACUCCUCUAUCAUCCCUCCCCCUUCCCCACUCCCUGUGAUGUAGGGUUGCACCGAGCGCUUUGUCUCCAGCCCUGAUGAGGUCAUGGAUGUCAUUGACGAGGGGAAGAACAACCGCCAUGUAGCGGUGACCAGUAAGCCUUCAGAAUGUUUCUUUCCACCCCUAUCCAUCUAAGCAGAUAUCCAGUGCCGUGUUUUUCUUCUAGCAGGAGAGUUGCAUGGUUAGUGAAGUGUAUCGUGACAGUUGGGCCAUGUGGCUCGUUAUGGCUUAUAUAACAUUACUUCUUCCCACUUGUAUUCUACUUACAAGCAGCAUCUCUACGUAUAUGGAGGACCUUCUCAAUUACAAGGGUCCAACUGGGUGUCUGCUGGCUAAUGUAAUGCUGACUCACUGUAGCAUAGUGAAAACACUGUAAUGGGCUCAGGUCUGCUGAUAUUGAGUUCAAUAAGAUAGGAGCAGCUAAACAACAUGAGCCCUUAUUCUGGGCACUGUAGGUUGCAUCAGGAGAAGGACGCCGAUAUUGGUCCUAUCCUGAAAUUGUUUUUAUAGAGUACAUUGCGUACGCUAAUUUGCAUCGUAUAUCAGUGAGAAACUUGCAUUAUUGAUCCAGAAAAGCAUUGAUUCUGCCCAUCAAAAUAAACAAAACACACGUAAAUCCCUUUAUACACUGUAGGCUUAUAUUGUGCGAAGAUGCUCAUUCGACUCCAUGAUGUUCUCUCUCCUCAUAGACAUGAAUGAGCACAGCUCUCGCAGUCACAGCAUCUUCCUGAUCAACAUCAAGCAGGAGCACACGGAGACAGAGCAGAAGCUGUGUGGGAAACUCUAUCUGGUGGACUUGGCUGGUAGUGAGAAGGUAAGACCUGUCUGUCUGUCUGUCUGCCUGUCUGGUUUACCUGGCUGGGCUAAGGUGAGAGAGACUAUGGACCACUAAAGCCAUUGUAGCAGCAUCGGCAGCAGCAUUUCUCAUAAUCAAGAGAUGAUGUAGGUCCCCUGUAGCUCAGUUGGUAGAGCAUGGCGCUUGCAACGCCAGGGUUGUGGGUUCGUUUCCCACGGGGGGCCAGUAUGAAAAUGUAUGCACUCACUAACUGUAAGUUGCUCUGGAUAAGAGCGUCUGCUAAAUGACUAAAAUGUAAAUGUGUGUUCACACAGUGUGUGUUCAUACAGAGUGCUAAACGGUGUCUGGAGUGAUGAUCUUCUGUCGUCAGGCUUGAUGAUGUGAAUCACCAUCACACUGAGAACCUAAAACACACUGCAGGAAUGAUUAUUGCAGGCUGUUCCUGUCAAACCACCAAAGCUUUCUUUAUCAAGGGCAGAGUUUGGUCUGGUAAACCUAGCCUUAAUGUUAAUGUAUGUAUGGAGCUAUGUCUUCAAGGACACUGGCAGAUUUGAGUGACCUUUCCAUGGGUCAUUAAGUCACAGUCAGUAAUUCAGUUUCUCCAUCUCUCUCUCCCUCCCUCUCUCUCUCUCUCUCUCUCUCUCUCUCUCUCUCUCUCUCUCUCUCUCUCUCUCUCUCUCUCUCUCUCUCCCUCUCUAUUUCUCCCUCUCUCUCUCUCUCUCUCAGGUCAGCAAAACUGGUGCUGCGGGCGCCGUACUUGAUGAGGCCAAAAACAUCAAUAAGUCUCUGUCCGCUCUGGGCAACGUGAUAUCUGCUCUGGCUGAAGGGACGGUGAGUCCAGUACACAGCCGUGCACCUUACUCAUCAUUCAUUCCAGCACCUCCAGACCCUCCACACAUCCAUCAGUAUCAACUUACUGCACAUUCAUCUCCAAGCCACGAUGCCAACCCAACCCAUGGACCUGCUAAUGAAAGCUCACCCCCACACAACUCUCAAUGCCAACCCAGCUGAAGCCUAGUCAAUGCCAACUCACCACACACCACAAUGCCAACCUUCUCCUGACCUUACUCUGCCAGCAAGGUUAACUGAAUGCUGCAUUCGUACUCCUACUUGCCUGUCUCUUACUCACUUGAUCUCUUCUUCCUCUGUUUUGUUUGGCAGAAAACUCACGUGCCAUACCGUGACAGCAAGAUGACCCGUAUUCUGCAAGACUCUCUGGGGGGAAACUGUAGGACCACCAUGUUCAUCUGCUGCUCCCCCUCCAGCUACAACGACGCCGAAACCAAAUCCACCCUGAUGUUCGGACAACGGUAACAAACACUCAGCCCACUCUGUCUUCUCCCUACAUUGACAAUGUACUCAUUUAACAGGUUCUACUCAAAAACGGCCAAUGUGUUAUCAUGUCCGUAGUCAAAGGAUUUUGCAUACAGUAUUUCCUUAACCCAUAUUCAUAAUCUCUUGCUCCAGAGUAAAUAUACAGUAUAUACUGUAUAAUCCUGUAUUAUAUUAUAACCAAUAUAAUGAAUCAAAUAUGUGACUGCAUCAUCAUGGCAUUAACCCCCAUACCCUCUACCUUCGCAGAGCUAAGACCAUCAGGAACACGGCGUCCGUCAACCUGGAGCUGACGGCCGAUCAGUGGAAGAGGAAGUAUGAGAAGGAGAAGGAGAAGAACAAGACCAUGAAGGAGACCAUCCAGAGGCUGGAGGCUGAGCUCAACCGCUGGAGGAACGGUUAGACUUACUGAGAGAUAAAAGAGUUUACUGGAGUGAACCUUUCUAUAGGUCAUAAUUACAUUCCUAGUUUAUUACAUUUGUUUCUUGUUAAUUACUGUUUUUUUUCACAAUGUUGAUUAAUUUACAGUCUUAAUAUACUUUGCCUUGCAAAAUGCUUGCCUUGCAUAUUUUUGAUAUGCCUAUAACUCUGUUUACCUAAGGUUGGGAGCAAGGCACAUUGUGUCAGCACACUUACACUACCGGUCAAAAGUUUUAGAACACCUACUCAUUCAAGGGUUUUUCUUUAUUUUUACUAUUUUCUACAUUGUAGAUUAAUAGUGAAGACAUCAAAACCAUGAAAUAACACAUAUGGAAUCAUGUAGUAACCAAAAAAGUGUUAAACAAAUCAAAAUAUAUUUUAUAUUUGAGAUUCUUCAAAUAGCCACCCUUUGCCUUGAUGACAGCUUUGCACACUCUUGACAUUCUCUCAACCAGCUUCAUGAGGUAGUCACCUAGAAUGCAUUUCAAUUAACAGGUGUGCCUUGUUAAAAGUUAAUUUGUGGAAUUUAUUUCCUUCUUAAUGAUUUUGAGCCAAUCAGUUGUGUUGUGACAAGCUAGGGGGGGUAUACAGAAGAUAGCCUUAUUUGGUAAAAGACCAAGUCUAGACAGAUUAAUAGGAAGUCCAUUCUCUUAAGAGCUGACAUAGACUGCUGACCCAUCAUCUCCUUUCUCCAUCCUCUCCACUCUUCAUGCUCCUCCAGGGGAGAACGUUCCUGAGACGGAGAGGACCACUGCUGACGUGGUGCGUCUGGAGUCGGUGGAGGAGCGGAGCCCCAUGAUGAUCCUGGACAACGACACCUCCUCCAUUGUGGUGCGCAUCUCCGAGGAGGAGCGUCAGAAAUACGAGGAGGAGAUCCGCAAGCUCUACAAGCAGCUGGACGACAAGGUUAGUGCCUGUUCAAACACACACAUGUACGCAAACAUACACACUCAUUGGAGGGUAUGGAUAUAUACACAUGCACACACUGUAUACAAAAACCCCAAGUAGACCAGUAUCCUUAAAAACAAACAGUACAGUGUCCUCAAUUGAUUUCCACCAGUAGACCGAGUGACCAUAGUGUGUGUGUGUGUCUCCACAGGAUGAUGAGAUCAACCUGCAGUGCCAGUUGGUUGAGAAACUGAAGGAACAGAUGCUGGGUCAGGAUGAGGUGAACACACUCUGUUCCCCACUCUGUCUGUAUCUCUGUCCAGGCAUCUCUCGGCCAUGCAAAGGUCUUAUUCACAAAUGUAUUGUGAUACAAAUCAUGAUGAUCCUGAAUCUAAACAUGUUGAUAAUAUACAGUAUAAUGGUAGAAUACAGUGCUCUUUGUGUUAUGGACACUAGGGGGAGUAGUGGUAGAGGUGACGUUUAAUGGGGAUUCAAUGUCAGUGCAUGUGCACAAGGUCUAUACAGAAAGUAGUAGAAUUAUAACCAAGCAAACAAAUAGCCUGGAAUCCUUUCCAUAUCCUCCACAAAUAUAUGUGAUCAUCUGAUACAUUUGACUGUAUAAGCCAUUUCCAACCCUUUCAGUUAGCCGGCAAAUCUCUUUCAAUAGAUCAGUUGUCAUGGCAGCAACAGGGAUGACUCUGUGCCAGUUCUAAAUCUAGGCCAUCUGUGUGUGUCUUGUGUGUAGUUGUGUGUGUGUACUGUGUGUGGUUGUGUGUGAAUAUGACUUAUAUUGUGUGUUGCCUGUGUGUCUGUGUACUGUGUUCCUACAUAUGAUCAUGUUUGUGAGGCUGCGUUUAUGUGAUCGUCAUCUCUCUCUGGCUCUCACUUUGUGUCUUCUAGCUGCUGGCAUCUUCUCGUGGGGAUGGGGACAAGGUGCAGGCAGAACUAGGCCGUCUGCAGGUGGAGAGCAACUGUGCCAAGACAGAGGUGAAGGAGGUGCUGCAGGCCCUGGAGGAGCUGGCCAUCAACUACGACCAGAAGAGCCAGGAGGUGGAGGAAAAGGGCCUGCAGAACCAGCUGCUGGCCGACCAGUUGGCCCAGAAGAUGGUGGGUCAGCAGGGCAUAGAAAUACAUGACACAGAGUGGACACAAAUUCUACUAUGAACUUAUAUAAAGUCUUGUAUGAAGUCUAUAUGGUCUUUAUGGAUUCUUUGCUCUACUUGAAAUGACCAGCGAUCUGCCAACGUGGUGGCAUAACUUAGCUGACAUUUUUGUAUAAGUAAAUCUGUAGCCUCUGUCUCUCAUUUAUUAAUCUCAUCCCUCUCUGCUUCCAUCCUGUCUCCUGUGCAGGCCAGUCUGAUGGAGCUGGAGGCGGAGCUAUCCCACAUGCAGGAAGUGAGUGGUCAGCAGAGGAAGCGCAUUGCUGACGUCCUCAAUGGCCUGAUGAGGGACCUAAGUGAGUUCAGCACCAUUGUGGGCAACGGGGAGAUCAAGCUGGUGAGUUAUUUACAUCUCAUACUGCUCUCCUCUGGAACUACUGAGAGGUAGAACAAUUAGGUAGAUGGGUAGCAGAUGAGGCUGGUGAGGGGAGGACGGCUCAUAAUAAUGAAUGGAAUGGAGUGAAUGGAAUGGUAUCAAACACAUGGAAAACCAGGUGUUUGAUGUGUUUGAGACCAUUCCAUACAUUAUGUUCCAGCCAUUACAAUGAGCCCGUCCUCCCCAUUUAAAGUGCCACCAGCCACCACUGAUGGGUAGAGAGAGAGGUUUUGUAUACAGUAUUCUCUUCAGCUUAGGAGCCACCGCCCCAUCUUUAAAAUCCACCCUGUCCGCCCCCUCUCUCAUCCCUGCAUCUCUCUCCCUCCAUGUGCCUUUCUUUCAAUCCCUCUCUCUCUCUCUCUCUCUCUCUCUCUCGCUCUCUCUCUCUCUCUCUCUCUCUCUCUCUCUCUCUCUCUCUCUCUCUCUCUCUCUCUCUCUCUCUCUCUCUCUCUCUCUCUCUCUCUCUCUCUCUGCUGUAGCCGGUGGAGAUCAGCGGGGCAAUCGAGGAGGAGUUCACUGUGGCCCGUCUCUACAUCAGUAAGAUCAAGUCGGAGGUCAAGUCCAUGGUGAAGCGCUGUCGCCAGCUGGAGAACUUGCAGCUGGAGUGUCAUCGCAAGAUGGAGGAGACGGGCCGCGAGCUCUCCUCCUGCCAGCUCCUGAUCUCACAGGUCAGCCUGGGCACCUCAGUAUACAGAUCAAUACAGAUCAACAUCACAACCAGCUAGAAUGUCUAUACUAUACACAGCAUAUAUAUAAAAAUACAUAGGGUAUGUCGAUACCAUGUAUACAUACAGUAGAUACACUUUACCACUGCACACUAUGAAAACAUUCUUCCCUCAUGUCAUUUUCAAACUUUAUAGACUUUGUACAGUUUAUAAACUGUAUAGAUGGGAGUGUAGUGUGUCACGUCAGCUGAGUGACUCUGUUUGGGGUGUUCGCAGCAUGAGGCGAAGAUCCGCUCUUUGACGGAGUACAUGCAGAGUGUAGAGCUGAAGAAGAGGAUGCUGGAGGAGAGCCAUGACUCCCUCAGCGAGGAGCUGGCCAAGCUGCAGGACCCAGGUAACACAUCACUAUAUACCUGUAACACACCUGUACAUACCCUCCACCCUCACAUCAGUCAAGCUACAGGACCCAGGUAACACACCUGUACACACCAUCCACCCUCACAUCAGCCAGGCUACAGGACCCAGGUAACACACCUGUACACACCAUCCACCCUCACAUCAGCCAGGCUACAGGACCCAGGUAACACACCUGUACACACCAUCCACCCUCACAUCAGCCAGGCUACAGGACCCAGGUAACACACCUGUACAUACCCUCCACCCUCACAUCAGUCAAGCUACAGGACCCAGGUAACACACCUGUACACACCAUCCACCCUCACAUCAGCCAGGCUACAGGACCCAGGUAACACACCUGUACACACCAUCCACCCUCACAUCAGCCAGGUUACAGGACCCAGGUAACACACCUGUACACACCAUCCACCCUCACAUCAGCCAGGCUACAGGACCCAGGUAACACACCUAUACACACCCUCCACCCUCACAUCAGCCAGGCUACAGGAUCCAGGUAACACACCUGUACACACCAGACCCAGGUAACAGAGCUGGACACAUCAUCCAUUCUCACAUCAGCCAGGCUGCAGGACCCAGGUGGAAAAAAACAGAUCUUAUAGAUCUCUCUCUAUUUUACAGAUAACUCUCUGCUUGAAGAGAAGGAUGGAGAGAAGGGUGAAACCGAGGAGGGUAACGUCAAGGUAAACAUGCAUUCCAAUAAUGCUAAUUAUGUCACCCAGUAAUGACUGAAAUAAAAUGAAACUGACAGUGUGAUUUUCCUCAUUGUGUGGUGGUUCAGAAGGUUCCUCGGCAGCAGGGGGAGUCUCACCGUGGUCUGCACCACAAGCAGAUGGCCCGUCUCCGGGAUGAGAUCAACGAGAAGCAGAGGAUCAUCGAUGACCUCACUGAGUCAGUGUCAUCAAGACUACUGGAACCCUCUACGUUUAUGUGCCAUUGAUGAGAUAAAAAUAAAACAAUGAUGAAAACAUUCACUUCACUUUAAAAACCUUGAACACUCUCUCUCAUUAAACAUGAUAUUAUCUGUCUCUCUCUCUCUCAGCCAUAACCAGAAGCUGCAGAUUGAGUUGGUUCAGGUGCUUGCCGACUUUGACCAUCUGAAGAGCGUGGACAGCAGCAAGAGCGAGCGGCUGGAGGAGCUGUCGUAAGUCUGAACACACACAUUAACACACGCACACACGCAGACACACACUGACACAAUGUGAACUCACUUCACAGUUUAACAAAGUUAAGAAAUGUGUUCUGAUUUUUAUGUUGCUGAUGAUGAUGUGUUUCCUCUUCCUGUCAGAUUUCUACAUGAACGCCAUGAGCAGACCAAGCAGGACCUCAAAGGGCUGGAGGAGACCGUCGUGAGUGGCCCUCUCUCUCUUACCCUCCUUUCUUCUUCUUUCUCUCCCUCAUUCCCCCUAUGUCCCUUUUCUUGCCCCAUCUCCCUCUUUCUUCUCUCUCUGCUUUAACUCCUCUUUUCUGCACCUUUUCCCUAUUUUUCCUUCUUUGACUUAUUUUCUUCUACAUCUUUGUUUUUCAGGCCCGGGAGCUCCAGACCCUCCACAACCUGCGCAAGCUGUUCGUUCAAGACCUCACGUCGCGGGUUAAAAAAGUGAGUGAGAGAUGGAGAAAGAAAGACAGAAUAUAACCCUAUUAAUCACUAUGAAGGGUACUAAAUCCCCCUUUCCUCUCUCUCUUUCUUUCUCUCUGUUCCUCCUUUCUUUCUUACACAGAGUUCCGAAAUGGAACCUGAUGAUAGUGGGGGGUCUUGCACCCAGAAACAGAAGAUUUCCUUUCUUGAGAAUAACCUGGACCAGCUUACAAAGGUUCACAAACAGGUGAGAGCCUCACAGGAUAGUUGUGUUGUCUGACUUGUUUUGAUGAAGUAAAACCUUACUGAUCACACUAGAAACCUCUCUCCUGCUCUAAGUGUGAACCCAUGCCAUGAUCCUACAUCACAAACUAGCAUCGUCCCUUUCCCCCUUGCACAGUCAACUCUCUACCCUUCCCACUGGGCACAGAUGUCAAUUCAACGUCUGUUCCACGUUGGUUCAAUGUCACUUAGUUGGAAUGACGAGGAAACAACGUUGAUUCAACCAGUGUGUGCCCAGUGGGUUUGCUCCUCUUGGCUCUGUUCCACUCACUCCUUUUUCACCUCUUGUCCUUGUGCUGUUUUGUGUGUGUGGGCAUGGAUGUGGGUUUGUGUGUGUGUGUGUCUUUGUGUGUUUGUUUCAUGGGUUUCUGUUGUUCUUGUUAUUGUUGUUGUGUGUGUUGAGAGCACUCCCUGCAGGUGAUGGAGUGUUACCGACAGGUACAGGCCCUCGCUUCUCCUUCGCCUCCAUCUCUCAGCAGUCCUUGCAUCCCUUUUUCUUCUGUAUAUUUUCAACCUCCAAUUUCCCUCUACUUUGGGCACUAUCCUAUCACUAUCUAAAGGGACGCAAAUGGCUGGAUGCUUCCUUAACACUCAUUCUUUGCAUGCAAUUAUUUUAGUGAAUCUGAGAGAUGUUUGAAAGAGAGAGAGUUUGAAAGAGAAAAAGAGUGAGUCUUAUGUGAAUGUGUGUGUUUGUUUGAUGCAAUACUCACAAAGAUGUUGUCAUGUGUUAUCUGACUGGUUUUGAGCUGUUUUAGUCUGGCAUGAACCAAAAGAGGAGGAAAUGUUUCACAGUAUAUUUACCUUUGAAUGAUAUCAUGAUUUUAUGCUAAGGAAAAGAGAGAAGAAACAUUUAAAUUCAAAAUACUUCUGUGAUACAAGAUAUUCAGGGGACACAAUAAUAUUGAAAGAAAACUUGCUCAUGUGGGUAAAUUUAGCAUUUGGGGAGUCAUAAACGCAUAGUUUUAUGCCAAGCUCAGUCUCCUCUCCUUCCCUGUUGUUAAUGCAAUCUCUCUUUCCCCUUAUUACCCAGUCUCAUCCCACCCCUCUCUUACAUUAUCAACUCCCGAUCAAUCAAUAUUCCCGGCUAGAAAUCUCUCUUCCCUUGUGUCACUCUUAUUUAUUUUCUCUCUUCCUCUCUCUUCUCUCGCCCUCUCUCUCUCUCUGUAUUUAUCUGUAGCUGGUUCGUGACAAUGCAGAUCUGCGUUGUGAGCUUCCAAAGUUGGAGAAACGUCUUCGGUCUACUGCUGAGAGAGUUAAGGCCCUGGAGACGGCACUGAGGGACGCCAAGGAGGGUGCCAUGAUCGACAGGCGUCGCUACCAGCAGGAAGUGGACCGCAUCAAAGACGCCAUGAGAGCCAAGAACACUCUGAGACGCCCCCAUGCUGCACAGAUCGGUAGGGCAACCACAGCAAAUACAGUUCAACUGUGAUGAUGUGUUAUCUGUUUGUGGAUGGAGAGCUUCAUAGACAGUCAUUGAUAAAUAUAAUAAAUUGUUGGAAUGACACAGAACAUUUUGAAGAUAAGAUAGGUGCUUAGACAUGGGUCAAAUAUAGCUAUUUGAAAUAACAGGUGGUAUAUAAAAAUAUUAAAAAUAACAAUUUACCUCUGUAUUGUAAUAUUGAUUGGCCUCUGUGUUACUGUCAUCCUGCAGCCAAACCAGUGCGACCGAAGCAGCUGCCAGUGUGCUCUCCUACCAACCCGUUCUACACACAUGUCAGUGAGCCAGCCAACACCUACAGUAAUGCCCUGUUCCAGAGCGCCAUCACAGAACAGACCACCGUACCUAACUCUCAGCUCAGCUCCAUCCAGACAAACAUGUGAGUUCCAUCUCACACACUCAUAUUUAUAUAGAUCAAUACUUUAAAUAAAUGUAGCUUUGAAUAGUUUACUUGUAUUGAUGUGUUAUUAGAUAGACUUAGGAGUGACUGUGUUCUAUUGUCUAUUUUGAGCAGAGUGUCCACAGCACUGGGCUACAGAGCAGUCAACCCCACAGACAUGCUGGAGUCCUACCCACUCAACAUAGACAGGAAUAACGGUGAGUCCCAGAGCCAUUCAGUUCACCCAUCACCCACACCAACAGUUCUGGUUUUUACUGUAUAUUUCAUUUUACAGUGGCUAAAAAAGCUUGUAAUUAAGUAAUUGAUUGUCAGAAAAAAAAUUAUAUACACACUAAUUCUCACUAUUCCCUGUUAUAUUCAUGAACAGGAAACACCGUAGACAUCAAUGACAACAGGUAAGCAUAUCAGCGCCUCAAUUGUGCAUUACAAAGAAACUAAUAUUACUACCACUUCUAACUCUGUUACUCUAUUACCAGUGGUGUAGAGUACUAAAGUAAAAAUACUUUAAAGUACUACUUAAGUAGUUUUUUGGCGUGUCAGUACUUUACUUUACUAUUUAUAUUUUUGACAACUUUUACUUUUACUUCACUACAUUCCUAAAGAAAAUAAUGUACUUUUUACUCCAUAGAUUUUACUUGACACCCAAAAGUACUCGUUACAUUUUGAAUGCUUAGCAGGACAGGAAAAUGGUCCAAUUCACGCACUUAUCAAGACAACACAUGGUCAUCCCUUCUGCCUCUGAUCUGGCGGACUCACUAAACACAAAUGCAUCUUUUGUAAAUGAUGUCUGAGUGUUGGAAUGUGCCCCUGGCUAUCCAUACAUUUUAAAAACAAGAAAAUGGUGCCGCCUGCUUUGCUUAAUAGAAGGAAUUUGAAAUGAUUUAUACUUUUACUUUUACUUUUGAUACUUAAGUAUAUUUAGAACCAAAUACUUAGACUUUUACUCAAGGAGUAUUUUACUGGGUGACUUUUACUUUCACUUGAGUAACUUUCUAUUAAGGUAUCUAUACUUUUACUCAAGUAUGACAAUUGGGUACUUUUUCCACCACUGUCUAUUACUACUACUACUACCAGUGCUACUUCUCCCACACUACAGUACUGAAUAGUGUAGUGUGUGUCUGCAGGAGUGAUGGGCACUGUAGCAGUGAGGUGGAGGACCCAGGCAGACUGUACAUCAUUCAGCAGGAGACUGCUGCAAGUUAAUGCCAUGGUAACUAACACGUACUCACACAGGCGCACACACACACAUUAACUCUCUCAUCACAUGCAUUGUUUACAUUCACAACAAAUGAUGUAAUCAAUAUACAUGUUGAAGGGUGAAUUACUACUCCCCGUUUAAAACGCAUCUCCUAAUGACCUAUUUCCUUUUCUUUCCACAGAUGACCAAAUACUGUAUUCAGGACCGCUCCCAUAUAUUUGCAUGCAGCCGUCAAGCUUCCCUCCCCCUGCACCCAUACAUGGCCACUGAUUCCCCCCUGUAGUCCAAAGCUCAGCCCCAUGCUCCCAAUGGCGACCACCCUCACGCUCCUGUGAUUAGAUAUACUCCUGUAGAGGUAUACUCCUGUAGAGGUAUUGACCAGCACUGUUUCUGUGUAUGUACAGUUCCACUUUACUCGACAGUGGCAUCAUAAUGCUGACCUAUAGCACCGUCAUAACCAUGCCCUGGCACCUCUCCUAUAAGACGUUAUGCCAGCUUACAACAAAGGAUCUCACUCUGCAUGUUGCCCAGCUAGCUGAGUAGCCAACCUAAAUCUGUGCAUGUUUCAUGACAGUGUUACUCAAUUUGCUAUAAACUGUCAUGAACCACCACGGUGGUAUUGACAGAUGUCAUGUAGAGUUUAUGAUGCUGUUGUGUUAGCUGUAUGAUGUCAUUGUCCAGUCAGUACUGAGGCAUGUGUAACUCAGCCAUGCCCUAUGCCCUUUAGAGUCUAACCCAGCCUUAAUAAUAAUGACAACUGAUUUCACAUGAUCAUAACAUGCAGUCAUGUGUGUACAUAUAUAGAAGUACAGUAUCUGUGUAUUUACUACCUCUAGAUCUACUGAUACAACUUAUCAACUUAUAUAAUUAUUUCCAAACUAAUUCCAAUAUGUUGUUAUAUUAGUGGAUUGUAAGGCAGUGAAGGGAGCUGUUAUGUCCUGUCAACUGAUUUGUUUGUACAAAGUUUCCUCCUCCUUAACGUCAUGAAGUAAGGUAUGAGGUUAUUGAUGAGAUAGUCACAUCUCUAUGUUAAAAUGGUGCCCCUUCUACCUGCGCUGUGUAAUCUGUUAUAGGGCACAACAUCAUGCCAAACAUUUCUCAACCCCUAUAAAAACAAUGAAGUUAUUCAAUAUACCACAAAACACCAUCUGGAUGUGUUUUUAAACUGUUUCCAACUGAGCUUCCACCAGUAUGGGGUUUGAAAGCAUUUUAUUUUAUUGUAACAGUGGCAUGUAAGUAAUGGCAGCUGACUAAUGAGAGCUUUACAUGGUUCUGUGCUCUGCUGUGUUUUCUCAGUCAGAAUCCUGAUCAGCCAAUCAGGACAGAGAAAACCAGCAGCUUCUGGAGCUGUGAUUGGGAGAUCAAGGUCUUUUGACAAGUACUGUACUGUAUAG
This is a messenger RNA of Coregonus sp. 'balchen', 15420 nucleotides long. The record is from the annotation of a GenBank genome assembly. NCBI's taxonomy places the organism in Eukaryota, Metazoa, Chordata, Actinopteri, Salmoniformes, Salmonidae.